CUAGUACAUCCUGGUCUUUUACAUACCAGCACUGCAGUAUCACUUGGUGACAUAGCAAGUCCCAUAAGUGCAGUACAAGCUGGUGCGGUGACUAGCACAAUUAGUGCCCCGCAGCCACCAAGAAUUCAAACACAGGCCUGUAGAGCCCAUAGUGUCCUUCCGGAUGUGCUUGAAAAUUCUGAUUGGCAACACACAAAUUCUGCAGCACCAUACUUCCUCCAUUCACUUCCCAACCCAGAAUUCAGGUGGAAACAACAAAUUGAACUACUCCUCUUGAUUUUAUGGAACUGUUUAUCACAGAAGAUUUGUAUAAUAUGAUUGUGGGCCAAAGCAAUUUGUACUCACCACAAUAAAUCGCCGCCAACCCAAAAUCAGCUCUUGGCAGACCAUUUGUAUGGAAA
Molecule: messenger RNA, 401 nt
Organism: Staurois parvus
Lineage: Eukaryota; Metazoa; Chordata; Amphibia; Anura; Ranidae
Source: the annotation of a GenBank genome assembly